Didymodactylos carnosus is the source of this 1379-nucleotide messenger RNA. The record is from the annotation of a GenBank genome assembly. NCBI's taxonomy places the organism in Eukaryota, Metazoa, Rotifera, Eurotatoria, Philodinida, Philodinidae.
AUGUUUGAUGAAUUUAAUCAACAGUUUCAUUUUGACCUUAAUGUAUUGACAAAUGACAGGAAAUCCAUUUUGGAUAUUGCGCGUGAACAAGGGCAUGAUUAUUUUUGGACACAUGUAAAUAGUUUGAUCAACAAUGAUAAUCAACAGCCAAAAUUUUGUUCAUCAAAAGAUCAAACACAAGCACAUAAUCAAGCAUCCGUUUUGGUAAAUGAAACACAGAGCAGUGUUGAAAUGAUGAAAAGUCUUCAGUUACCCGAAAAUGAAGAGUUGAUUAGAUUAUUAACUUGUCCGUUAUCCGGUAAACUACUAGAAGUUCCAGUUAUGGCUGCUGAUGGUUACACAUACGAAAAAGAGAAGAUUCUUGAUUGGUUUAAAACGUCGGAUAAAUCACCCGUAACAAAGGAGGCCUUGUUAAAUAAAGAAUUAAAAUUAAAUAUAACUAUAGAAAAUAUUAUAAAAGCAGUUGGCUCAAAGAAAAAAUCUCUCACCACUCCAGCAACGUAUUAUAAAAUGCAAACAGAUGAUGUAUUUGUUGAAUUAUCCAAAACAUCUGUUUCUACUUUUGAUGAAAUGAAAGGAGCUAAUCCAGAAACAAAAAAUGAUGACAAAUUAGACAUUGGACAAACCAUUAAAGUACCAAGUAAGAUGGACAGUCAAACCAGUUAAAAACUCCAGAGUAGUUCGUUUUCGAAGUCGUCUAUUGUUAUCGAAAACUGUGAAAAUGAUUGUCAAUCGAUCGCGAUUAAUCAUCGGUAUUUCGUUAUCCUGGUCUUGACAAGAAUGUGCAAUUUCACUGCGUUGUUCAGAAAAACUAGAAAAUGAUUUCUGAGAUGUCCAUUCUGCAGAGAAUGUCGAAUUAUCCACCUUUUGUUAUUUGGAAACUUAUCUCAAAGGAGUAUGAACAGCGUUAGAAGAAGUUUAAUUCUACCCUAGCGAAAGUUCUUGGGCCCAAGAAAUAGCAAGAUCUUGGGGCAAGAAUGUCUCAAGAUCUUGUCAUUUCUUGUGCAAGAAACAACCUUUUUACGAUCUUACUCAAGAAAUGUAUUUCUUGCCUUGUUGGCAAGAAAAAAGCAAAAAAUUGAAUUGCCAGGAUCGAGAUUCGAACUCGCGAUGUAGUAAGAUAGUCUAGCUUAGUUCCACGCCUUAUACCACUCGGCCAUUCUUCCUCGGUAUCUUCUUCUCUUUCACCAGUCUGAAUAUGAGGCAAAAUCUCAAACAUCGAAAAAUAAAUAAUUAGACAUCUAGCGUAUAUCGCAUCUUCUUCUUUUAUUUCAUCUUCCUGAUCUAUUUAGUCAUCGAUAUAGCGAAAAUUCAUUGUCCUAAACGGUUGUCCACGUGUAGAAAAAUGAAUUUUCGCUAUAUCGAUGACUAAAUAGAUC